This is a messenger RNA of Symbiodinium natans, 843 nucleotides long. The record is from the annotation of a GenBank genome assembly. Lineage: Eukaryota; Dinophyceae; Suessiales; Symbiodiniaceae.
AUGGAGCUCAUCACAGUGGAGCCGCACUUAGCCCUAGAUCAUCCGUACAACGUGGCAGCUGGUGGGUCCUUCCGCGACAUCAUGGAUGCGAUCCUGACGCUCUUGCAGGUAUUCAGUAUGGAUAGCAUUGGAGGGAUUUACCGGCCGCUGAUCAAGCAGAAUUCCAUCUGCUUCGUCUAUUUUUUCCUGGCCUUACUCAUCCUCUCGAUCGCGCUGAUGAACCUGGUCACUGCAGUGAUGGUCAAUUCAUCUCUCGACCAGGCCAGCGAGGACAAAGAGGCUAAAAAGGCCUGGGAGGAUGCCAAGAGGGCCAAGCAGAUGGAGAAGCUGAAGGAGAUGUUCUUGGAGAUCGAUGAAGACGGCUCCGGCGAGUUGAGUCUGGAUGAGCUCCUCUCAGCUCCGGAAGACAUGCAGCACGAGCUCCAGGAGAUCACGGGUGGCGGAGAUCUAACGGAGCUGUUCCACCUCCUCGACUAUGAUGGUGGCGGCACCAUUGGCGUGGAGGAAUUCUGCGAGGGAGUGCUGAAGGCGACUUCGGGAGCUCCCGGCACGAUCGAGCUGUCCAGCCUCGUGAAGCAGUGCAGUGAGAUCCUGCUCAACAACCGUGAGGCCGUGACCAUUCUGAUGGACCAUGGAAGUGGCCUACAGGAGGCCAACCGGCGACGCAGCAACAGCCUGGAGACGGUGUCCAGCAGCCACAACUUGGACAAGUUAGGCUACAAGGUGACGAAGCUGGAAGAAGAGUUUGGCAAGGUCCAUGCCAACAUCUCGCAGAUCACAGAGAUACUGGCCCAACGGAUUGCCCCUCGCAGCAAGACCAUCAGCAAGAUGCAGCUGGAAUGA